This is a messenger RNA of Funneliformis caledonium, 221 nucleotides long. The record is from the annotation of a GenBank genome assembly. NCBI's taxonomy places the organism in Eukaryota, Fungi, Glomeromycota, Glomeromycetes, Glomerales, Glomeraceae.
GAUGGGUUAAAAAUUUUACUGGAAUUGAAUCUAAAAAACUUCAAAUAGAACGAGUUUCAUGGGAUGGACUUAUUUAUAAUAAAGAAGAAUUCGGUAUGCCGGCUCCUAAUGGAAAUUAUUUUUUAAGAAUUAAAGCAUUAAAAAUGUUUGGUGAUAUUAAUAACAAAAAAGAUUAUGAAUCUUGGGUUAGUAUUAAAUUUGUAAUUAAGAGAAAUGCAUGA